GUGUGCAUUGCAUUGCGCUUUUCUGUUGUCUUCGUCGGCUCUUGCUCUCAAGCCGAGUCGCCAUGCUUUCAGCUCCCCAGCUGCUGCUCCACGCUUCGCUCCUGUGCUUCCAUGUUCCUCGUUCGCUUGGAUUGCCUUCGAUUCCCUUCGCGUUGCGGAGGAGGUUCGCUUCGCGUUUCGUGUGGUUUUGAGAGGUUGGUUCCCCCGUGAAUCGUUCCUUGGGCCAUUCCGCGAGGCUUUAUUAGAGGAGUGGUGGUUUUAUUUUUGGGUUUGUUUCGCGAGGCGGUCAACUGGGGGAUUUUGGUUUGCUGGGAAGGUUUGCGCUGGCUGGGCUGGGUCGAUUGAGCUGCUGAGCCGGUAGCGUUGUGACCCGCUGUGCGUGGUGUCGAGAGUGGAACGAUUUUGAUGCCGGCGUUUGAAGCCGGUGUUAAACGUUUGGAUCCUUCCUUCUAUUUUAUAUGAGCGUUUAGGCUUUUUUGGGGCGUGUUUUGGAGUUUCGAAGAGAAUGUUCGGGAUUUGAAGUGUUGCGUGGCCUUUAUCUGCUGCGCGAUCUCUUUUCGUCUUGGUGUUUUUUAGAGGAAUUAUUAGACUAGCGAGAAUAUGACGACGAUUCUUAAAAGAUAGUUUCGGUAGGCUGUGUAUAUGACAGGGUCUGGAAUUUAAGAUUUUUAGACGAGUGUUUUUGAAGGUGAUAGUUGUAAGAGUAACUCGAGAUUCCUUUGGGUUUUUUUUUUUGGGUUUAAAUAUUCUAUCUUCUUCUUCUUAUUCUUCUCUUCUCCUUCUUUUCCCAAUCUUGACGUUACUAUUGCAACCUUCGAUCCUUGUUGUGUAUAUGUCUGUUUGAUUGUUUGUUUGUUUGCGUGUUUUUUCGGGGUGAUCUCGAAGUGGUUUUAGUAUCCCGUCUUCUUUUUCUGGAAAUUCAAUUCACGAACGAACAAUUACCCCUCUCUUGUACCAUCCCCGAACCGAUCCAGCUACUGACGACGAAUUACAAAUUUAAUCACUGUUUUCCCUUUUCAUAUCUUACAAGACCUGGUGCCGAUGCGUAGCAUGAUGUCUUGUUGAGAGGCGCAGAGAAUUAAAGUUCUUUCAUACGUGGCCAGAAUCCUAAGGCAUGCUUUAGGAAACGAGCAUGUGUAACUAUUUAUCUGAAGACUACUACUACUUUUUUCUUUUCAAGCGACAUAAUAUGUUCCUUUGGAGACGGAGAUGAUAGACACCCUAAAAGUUGAGACGUGAAUACCACAGCCUUCAUAAAUUAGAAUUCUAUCGAGUUAUACGCAUUGGCUGGUGUGCAACAACACUACCCUGGGAGCAUGUUGCGUCCAGAAUUGAACGAGCGAUGCAGAGUGCGUUUUGAAACAGUAGUAGGGUCGCACAAUAGCAGCGCGGAGCUCAAUAAUGUUCAGGUUAGGGGAACAUCUGAAGGUUCACAUCAGUGGCUCGAGCGCACUGCAGCAGACGUAAUUAUCAGAGCAAGAGAGUCACCCUUUCGAGUUUCAAUACCAGGGAACAUUCGAAUGCAACAGUUUGGAGCAAUGCUUGCAUCUGUGGCUUCUUUGUGUCCGGUCAAUGCGAAACAACAUACGAGCAACUAUGCGUCAGAUUCGUGUGCUCGUAACUGUGAAGUCAUGGACUCCUCUGGCUACUCCGGCGAAUCCUCUGAAAGCUCAACUAUGUCUGAUGGGGACUCUGUAAAUAUUAACGAUAGUCAGCCUUUGCUGAGGAGUACGUCGAGGGCCUCAGGUAUCAUAAAAAAUAAGAUGUGUUCUGAAAGAAAGGGAGCACAGGUGCAUGCGUCGAGUGGAUCGAUGUUAGAGGAGAAUGAGGGCGAGAAUGAGGUCGACGAAGGUGUGAAUACUAUGCCCGAGAGUCCUACGAGAGUUUCUGAUUCUGAAACUCACUCGAUUCAAAAAGAGCGUGAGUCAGCAGCAACGACAUGGACUGAUGACAAGCACAGCUCAUUCUUGGAUUCCAUGGAGGCAACAUUUGUCAGAAGCUUGUUUGGCCAGCAGGGGCUCGGUCACUUGGGCAUCCAUGGGAAUUCAGCUCAGCUUGAUGACUCGGAACAAGAUUGUGUGGAGUCUCGACCAGUUGAUGAUUAUGGCAUAUCUCAUCGUACUGAGCUUUUCGAGUUAAUGCAAGGAGGACAACAGCAGUCAUAUUAUACGUCACAUGGGCCAUCUUCUGCCCCUGCUGUCUUCGCCAACCCUUGGGUUCGGCAUUUCAAGCCAAAAGUAUCGAGGUCUGAACAUGGAUAUAAUCUUCCAUUAUCUGCUCCAGUGGACGUUACUGAUGCUCAUGUCAAGGAAGUCUCUGCGGCCAUUGACGUGACUGAGGCGAAUUUGACUUACAUUGAAAGGGAUCGGAGCACUCUCGACGCUAUUACAUUAGAUUGUGAUGUUGAAAACAAAGAGGAGAGUGGAGCUAGUGAGGAUGUUGUUUACAAUUAUCCCCAGUGCGGCGCUGAGGUUCUUGAGAUAGAUCAGGGCUUACGAUUAUGGCAAAGUCGUUUACACAAAGGUGGACAAACGAUGGCUAAUCCUAGUAACAGGAAAGACAUGGCGAGCAGGGUGCUGAAGAGGCCGUUAAAUGUCGAGGUUGAAAACGCUGACGUUUUCGUCACCAAGAGAAUCAAGUUUACUCAACAGGAUUUGGCGCAGAAGGAUCUAGAAAUGCUUGACCAAUACGUUGCCAAGCAGCGGUCAGAAAGCUUUCAAGCUUCUGCCGAGCACUCUGAACAAGUGACCCUGGACCAUGCAUGGAAAGUUAUUGAACCUUCUGUCGACCCAGCUGGCCCGUUAUUGGUGUUUGAACACACAGACACACCGAAAAUGGUGGGAAAGAGACCAAAAGAUCAGGUGGUUCCCUUGCUUGCGCGGAUGGAUAGCUAUGAGAGUAAAAGUUCUUCCUCAUUUCCAGAUCUGAAUGCGCCAUUUCUUCUUUCCACUGCAGUUGCAUGCACAGGUGAUGAGCCUAGUUCGGUGGGCCAUGCAAAUAGAACCUUGUCAUUUGUACCAGAUUUGAACACUCCUCUAGCAGUUUCUGUUGCAACUACAUACACAACCAACCAACCCACCAUCCAUUUUAUGGAGGACGGAGCGGCUGCUGCGACAUCAUGGUCUCCAGAGCCCAAAGCUGGAAAAGAAGAGGCAGGCCAAAGCUAUGACUUUGGGGGCGCAUCGUAUCAUCCUCUUGCUCUGAGUGAUGACAGAUACGCGUUAGACGGCUGCGCUAGUGGGGGAUCCACCUGGUUGGUUGGAAAACACGGCUGUGAGUGGGAAAACGGUGCAUUUCCUUCGGACCUCCAAACUCAAGGCUUGGAAGCUGGUGAGGCCUAUGAAUGUGAGCCACCACUGUCACUGAAGUCAACGAUUAACUCCAAAACGUGGACGUGGGGUCUUCAUGGGUUGCGACGCCGGUUGCAUGACACGGAAGGGCGUGCACCGCCAUCUCGCUCCUUGCGGGACAGCAUUCGUUUCAGUGACCCACUUGUGGUCCGGCCAUCUGGGCAGCAAGUCUAGAGGAAGCUUGCAUUCCAGAACAAUUUUGAGAGGAUUGAGAGGUUCUUACCCUGUCGCACCCAUUUUUUUGAGGACUUUUAUGUAGCAAGCCACACACAAUCCCUCCUUUCAUUCCUCCAGCAAGCUGCCUUAUAAGGAAGGCUGUGUUGACUUGGUUCUGAUAGGGAAACUUGCUGUUGUGAAUAAUGCCUGCUGUCCUUGUGAUUACAUCGUAGUGUUUUCCUCCGAUGUAUUCUCACUCACUCCCUCCCUCCCUCCCUCCCUCCCUCCCUCCCUCACUUUGUAUAAUGCUUACUAUGCUUUCAGAGAUUUUCUUAGCUACGCAUCAAAUUCAGGACAAUUACUGAGAGUGAGUAUAUAUAGAUAUAGAUACAAAGAUUGAUAGACUGAUAGAUAAAAAGAGAUGAUCAAUCAGUUCUGCAAAUUAGUAACGAGUGGGAAAUUCUUAGUUCAAUUAAUGGGAUUUAUUCUAACUUUUGGUAUUGUGAGUGGCAUAUCUGAAACGAUGUCCGUCAAUCGUUUUUUUGAAGGUGAAAUAAAUGUCUGGGAUGUGUUGUUGUUCUUGUGA
Messenger RNA from Physcomitrium patens, 4092 nucleotides. RefSeq lists its product as uncharacterized. Lineage: Eukaryota; Viridiplantae; Streptophyta; Bryopsida; Funariales; Funariaceae. The record is from RefSeq and is a predicted model, not a curated record. Gene Ontology annotation, biological process: response to cold; regulation of circadian rhythm.